UGUUUUGUAUCUUAGACUCGACGGAGGGACUUGGCUGGUGUUCUUUUAAACAGAGGAGUCAACCUUGAUCCAUUAAGCAAAUGGUCCAAAGUGGGUUUGGUUGUAUAUGAUUCCCAAGUUCCGAUUGGGGCCACUCCAGAAUACAUGGCUGGUCAUUAUAUGCUUCAAGGCGCAAGCUCUUUUUUGCCCAUAAUGGCCCUUGCUCCUCAGGAGAAAGAGAGAGUUGUUGACAUGGCGGCUGCGCCUGGUGGUAAAACUACAUACAUUGCAGCUCUUAUGAAAAAUACAGGUAUGAUCUAUGCAAAUGAGAUGAAGGAGUCCAGACUCAAAUCCCUCACUGCAAAUAUACAUCGGAUGGGUGUAACAAACACCAUAGUUUCUAACUAUGAUGCGAGGGAGCUGCCCAAAGUCCUGGGAAUCAACUCUGUCGAUAGGAUUUUAUUGGAUGCUCCUUGCAGUGGCACUGGUGUUAUAUCUAAGGACGAGUCUGUGAAAACCUCAAAAAGUGCUUUAGACAUACAAAAUUGUGCUCAUCUACAAAAGCAAUUAAUUCUUGCCGCGAUAGAUCUUGUGGAUGCCAACUCAAAGUCUGGAGGAUACAUUGUCUACUCCACAUGUUCCAUAAUGGUUGCUGAGAAUGAAGCAGUCAUCGAUUAUGCACUCAAGAAGAGGGAUGUUAAAGUUGUUCCUUGUGGCCUUGAUUUCGGACGUCCUGGAUUCAUUCGUUUUAGAGGGCAUCGUUUUCACACUUCCCUGGACAAGACAAGGCGCUUUUAUCCCCACGUCCACAAUAUGGAUGGGUUCUUUGUAGCUAAGCUAAAGAAAAUGAGUAACAUGAAGCCAGCAUUUCAACAGUCUGAAGGUGGGGAGGUGGAGGAGGAACCCGAGUUGAUGGAAAGCAAUGACCAGGAAGAGAUUGUCAACGAGAAGAAACAAUCGACUGACAAAAUUGCGACAGAAGAGGUUGUCAAAGAGAAGAAACAAUUGAGCGAAUCCUCUAACGGAGUUAGGACAGGGAAGCAGCCAUCUUUGAAGGAAAAGGAAAAGAGAAAGAAAAGGGAAUGGCCUUCAAGAGAGGAGAUUGCAAAAAACAGGGAAGAGAAACGACAGGCUUUAAGGGAAUCAAAGAGAAAAAGGUAAAGGUGGAAAGCAGCCAUCCUAUUCUAUGCACAGACAGGACUAUAGGUUAGAAGUGGGAUAUGUAUGCUUAUCACAAUUUUAUUCAUAACUCCCAUCUUCCAAUAUUUUAGAUCGCUGUUUUUGUUACAUGGAGUACUUAUUAAAUGUGAUUUCAAUGUUUCUAA
Molecule: messenger RNA, 1304 nt
Organism: Salvia hispanica
Lineage: Eukaryota; Viridiplantae; Streptophyta; Magnoliopsida; Lamiales; Lamiaceae
Source: RefSeq, a predicted model, not a curated record